This is a messenger RNA of Coturnix japonica (Japanese quail), 1475 nucleotides long. The record is from RefSeq and is a predicted model, not a curated record. Lineage: Eukaryota; Metazoa; Chordata; Aves; Galliformes; Phasianidae.
CCCAUAUCCAACCCUAUAGGGUGACAGCCCUAUGGGAGGACAGCAGCGGGCAGAUGUUCCACGCCCAUUGGUUCUGCCCCGGUUCCGACACGGUUCUGGGCGCCACGUCGGACCCGUUGGAGCUGUUCAUGGUGGACGAAUGCGAGGACAUGCAGCUCAGCUACAUCCACGGCAAAGUCAGCGUCGUCUAUAGGGCCCCGUCACACAACUGGGCCAUGGAGGGCGGGCUGGACAUGGAGCUCAAGAUGGCGGAGGACGAUGGCGGCUCCUACUUCUAUCAGCUGUGGUACGACCAGGAGUACGCCCGCUUCGAGACCCCCCCCAAAUUGGAGCCGACCGAGGACAACAAAUACAAGUUCUGUAUGAGCUGUGCCCGCCUGGACGAGGUCAGACAGAAGGAGAUCCCAAAAGUGGCCGAACCAAUAGAGGAAGGGGACGGGAAGAUGUUCUACUCCAUGGCCACCAAGAACGGGGUCCAAUAUCGCGUCGGGGACGGCGUCUACCUCCUGCCCGAGGCCUUCUCCUUCAGCGUGAAACCAGCCAGCCCAGCCAAGCGCCCCAAAAAAGAGGCAGUAGAUGAAGAUUUACACCCCGAGCACUAUCGUAAAUACUCCGAGUACAUCAAGGGCAGCAACCUGGACGCCCCCGACCCAUAUCGUGUGGGGCGCAUCAAGGAGAUCUACUGCCACAUCCGCAGCAACGGGAAACCCAACGAGGCCGACAUCAAACUGCGCAUCUGGAAGUUCUACCGCCCUGAAAACACGCACAAAUCCAUCAAGGCGACGUAUCACGCCGACAUCAACCUCCUCUAUUGGAGCGACGAGGAGACCACGGUGGAUUUCCGCGCCGUUCAAGGCCGCUGCACCGUGGUGUACGGAGAGGAUCUGACCGAGAGCAUCCAGGAGUAUUCAUCUAUGGGGCUGGAUAGGUUCUAUUUCUUGGAGGCUUACAACGCCAAAACAAAGAGCUUUGAGGAUCCACCCAACCACGCGCGGAGCUCCGGGAAUAAGGGGAAGGGGAAAGGGAAGGGGAAAGGGAAAGGCAAAGGGAAAUCGACGUCUGCCUGCGAGCAGAACGAGCCCGAACCCACCGAGCUGAAGCUGCCCAAACUUCGCACCCUGGACGUGUUCUCUGGUUGUGGGGGGCUCUCGGAGGGAUUCCACCAAGCAGGCGUAUCCGAGACCUUAUGGGCCAUCGAGAUGUGGGAGCCGGCGGCUCAAGCUUUCCGCCUCAACAACCCCAACACCACCGUGUUCACCGAGGACUGCAACGUGUUACUCAAACUGGUGAUGGCCGGAGAAAAAACCAAUUCUUUAGGGCAAAAACUGCCCCAAAAAGGGGACGUGGAGAUGCUUUGUGGGGGACCCCCGUGCCAAGGGUUCAGCGGCAUGAACCGCUUCAACUCCCGAACCUACUCCAAGUUCAAGAACUCAUUGGUGGUCUCCUUCCUCAGGUAGAGGGGUCUCUUAUAAAGG